Messenger RNA from Alternaria arborescens, 1107 nucleotides. RefSeq lists its product as hypothetical. The record is from RefSeq and is a predicted model, not a curated record. Lineage: Eukaryota; Fungi; Ascomycota; Dothideomycetes; Pleosporales; Pleosporaceae. Bases 1 to 1107 code for a protein of 368 amino acids. Gene Ontology annotation, molecular function: nucleotide binding. The transcript is spliced from 3 exons.
AUGACUAGCUCACAGAAACGAGUUGGACUCGUCGGUCUCUCGGCCAAAGGAUCAUGGGCGUCCAGCUCUCAUCUUCCUCACCUCCAGCGCACUUCUUACUAUACUAUUACUGCUCUCCAAAAUAGCUCUCUUGACUCAGCCAAAGCAUCAGCCAAACAGUACUCUCUAAACUCAGUUUCCACCCACGACUCCCCCGAUUCUAUUGCUCAGGACCCCAAUGUAGACAUCGUAGCCGUCAGCGUCAAUGUACCCCUACACUACGCGCUCAUCCGUCCCGCUCUCGAGGCAGGGAAAGACGUUUUCUCUGAAUGGCCCUUGGCGCGGAAUUUGAAAGAAGCAGAGGAAUUGACUGCUUUGGCUCAGGCAAAGGGCGUGAGAACGAUGGUGGGCUUGCAAGCCCGUCAAAACCCUUCGAUUCUCAAAGCAAAGGAAAUCGUUGAGUCAGGAAAACUAGGGAAAAUCUUGGGGACGACGAUGUUCGGUCAUGGCAUGAUAUUCGGCGGCACAAUUUUUCCCUCCCAUCUAUACAUGCUUCCAGUCGAAGCAGGCGCAAAUGUCCUCACCAUUCCCUUUGGUCACGCUGUCGACGCGCUCUGCUACGUGUUUUCUAGCGAACUCCGCUCAAUCUCCGCCGUGCUAUCGAACCGCUACCCAGAACUUGAGUUGAUCGAUGAGAAGACCUACCAGCCCAAGGGUGAAAAGAAAAGUAAAACUUCCCACGACUUUAUUUCCAUGACUGCAGAACUUGUCAACGGAGGCGGCAACGUGGAUGUCAAUUACGCUCCGGGUUUGUCGCGCAGUGGACGAGAUUUCUACUGGGAGAUUAUCGGAUCCGAGGGUACACUUGUCUUAGAAGGACCGAAGAUGGGUGGACAUGUGCAGAUGUUCCAGCCUACUGUCAAGAUCGCACUGGGUCAGGAAGAACUCAGAGAAGUUGAAGUGGAGAAGGCUGAGGAUACGUCGUUUAAUGUGGGGAGGGCCUGGGAUGCGUGGGCUGGGGAAGGUGUAGGCAGUGUUACGACCUGGGAGGAUGCUGUUAUUAGGCAUAAGAUGAUUGAGGCGAUCUACAGAAGUGCGGAAAAGGGUACCAAGGAGGAUUAUGCGUAG